AUGGGUGAAAUUCAAAAAAUUAAAGUCAAGAAUCCAAUUGUUGAAAUGGAUGGGGAUGAAAUGACUCGUAUCAUUUGGCAAUUCAUCAAAGAUAAAUUGAUUUCUCCUUAUUUGGACGUUGAUUUGAAAUAUUAUGAUUUAGGUAUUGAAUAUAGAGAUCAAACCGAUGAUAAAGUCACCACUGAUGCUGCAAAUGCAAUUUUGAAAUAUGGUGUGGGUGUUAAAUGUGCUACCAUUACUCCAGAUGAAGCUAGAGUCAAAGAAUUUAAUUUGAAAAAAAUGUGGCUUUCACCAAAUGGUACUUUAAGAAAUAUUCUUGGUGGUACUGUUUUCAGAGAACCAAUUGUCAUUGAUAAUAUUCCAAGAAUCGUCCCAAGUUGGGAAAAACCUAUCAUAAUUGGUAGACACGCUUUUGGUGAUCAAUACAAGGCCACUGAUAUCAUUGUUCCUGGUGCUGGUGAAUUAAAAUUGGUGUUCAAACCUAAAGAUGGUGGAGAAGUCCAAGAAUAUCCAGUAUACAAUUUUGAAGGUCCAGGUGUAGGAUUAAGUAUGUAUAAUACUGAUGCUUCUAUUCAAGAUUUUGCUGAAAGUUCUUUCCAAUUGGCUAUUGAACGUAAAUUGAAUUUAUUUUCAUCUACUAAAAACACCAUCUUGAAGAAAUAUGACGGUAGAUUCAAAGAUAUUUUUGAAGGGUUAUAUGCCAGCAAAUACAAGACCAAAAUGGAUGAAUUGGGCAUUUGGUACGAACACAGAUUGAUUGAUGAUAUGGUUGCCCAAAUGUUAAAAUCUAAAGGUGGAUACAUCAUUGCCAUGAAGAAUUAUGAUGGUGAUGUCCAAUCAGACAUUGUUGCUCAAGGUUUUGGAUCCUUGGGUUUAAUGACUUCAGUGUUGGUUACUCCAGAUGGUAAAGCAUUUGAAUCAGAAGCAGCUCAUGGUACUGUUACUAGACAUUAUAGACAACAUCAACAAGGUAAAGAAACCUCGACUAAUUCAAUUGCAUCUAUAUAUGCUUGGACUAGAGGUUUGAUUCAAAGAGGUAAAUUAGAUGAAACUCCGGAAGUGGUCAAAUUUGCUCAAGAUUUGGAACAAGCCAUCAUUGAUACUGUUGGUAAAGAUAACAUCAUGACCAAAGAUUUGGCCUUGACCCAAGGUAAAACCGAUAGAUCUUCAUAUGUCACCACUGAAGAAUUCAUUGAUGCUGUUGCUAAUAGAUUAAACAAAAACCUAGGCUACGCAUAA
Messenger RNA from Candida dubliniensis CD36, 1239 nucleotides. It is a transcript of the gene IDP2, whose product is annotated as isocitrate dehydrogenase (NADP(+)). Bases 1 to 1239 code for a protein of 412 amino acids. The record is from RefSeq and is a predicted model, not a curated record. Gene Ontology annotation, cellular component: mitochondrion. NCBI's taxonomy places the organism in Eukaryota, Fungi, Ascomycota, Pichiomycetes, Serinales, Debaryomycetaceae. Gene Ontology annotation, molecular function: magnesium ion binding; NAD binding; isocitrate dehydrogenase (NADP+) activity. The transcript has a single exon. Gene Ontology annotation, biological process: isocitrate metabolic process.